This is a messenger RNA of Drechmeria coniospora, 1311 nucleotides long. Its product is annotated as formamidase. NCBI's taxonomy places the organism in Eukaryota, Fungi, Ascomycota, Sordariomycetes, Hypocreales, Ophiocordycipitaceae. The transcript is spliced from 3 exons. Bases 1 to 1311 code for a protein of 436 amino acids. The record is from RefSeq and is a predicted model, not a curated record. Gene Ontology annotation, molecular function: hydrolase activity, acting on carbon-nitrogen (but not peptide) bonds, in linear amides.
AUGCCCGGGAAGAUCCGUACCGCACAGUCGGUGUCGCUCGACACGCCUGCCUCGGAGCAGCCUCAUCUGCACAAUCGAUGGCACCCAGAGAUUCCCUCGAUCGCCUCUGUCAAAGCGGGUGAGUCGGUCAAGAUCGAAUGCCUCGAUUGGACCGGCGGUCAGAUCGGGAACAACGACAGCGCCCAGGACGUUCGCGACGUCGACCUGACCAAGGUUCACUACCUCACCGGCCCCUUUGACAUCGAGGGAAGCGAGCCUGGUGACCUCCUGGUCGUCCGCAUCACCGACAUCCAGCCGUUCGACCACUCCCCCUGGGGCUUCACCGGCAUCUUCGCCCGCGAGAACGGCGGCGGCUUCCUCGACCGGCAUUACCCCAAGGCCGCCAAGGCCAUAUGGGACUUUGACGGCAUCUACUGCAGCAGCCGGCACAUACCGGGCGUUCGCUUUGCCGGCCUCAUCCAUCCCGGCAUCCUCGGCUGCGCCCCCUCGGCCGAGCUCCUGGCCGAGUGGAACAGGCGCGAGUCGGAGCUCAUCUCGACCUGCGCGCGCACGCACCCGGAUCAAAUCGUCGCGCAGCCACCGCUGGAGACGAACGCGCACGCCGGAAAGGCGACGGGCGAGCUCGGGGCCAGGAUCGCGCGCGAAGGGGCGAGGACGAUCCCGGGCCGGCCGGAACACGGCGGCAACGUCGACAUCAACAACAUCUCGAGGGGCUCGACCACCUACCUUCCCGUCCACGUGCCGGGCGCCAAGUUUUCCGUCGGUGACCUGCACUUUAGCCAGGGCGAUGGCGAGAUUAGCUUCUGCGGAGCCAUCGAGAUGGCCGGCGUCAUCACCAUAAAGUUUGACCUGAUCAAGAACGGGAUGAGGGACCGUGCGAUCAAGAGCCCCGUCUUCAAACCGGGCGACGUCGCCCAACUGUUCGGUCCGUCCCGCUACCUCACUUUCGAAGGCUUCUCCGUCGACGAGACGGGCAAGCAGCACUUUCUGGAUGCAACGGUUGCCUACCGGCAGGCCUGUCUUCGUGCGAUCGAGUACUUGAAGCAAUUUGGUCCGCAGCCCCUGUCGUCCUGCUGCGCCGCUCGUUCUGUCGCUGACUCUUCACGUCCCGCUCCCUCCCUAGGCUACUCGGGAGAACAGGCCUACCUCCUGCUCUCUUGCGCGCCCAUCCGGGGAUCCAUCGCUGGUAUUGUCGACAUACCGAACGCCUGCACCACUCUCGGGCUGCCGAUGGAUAUUUUCGAGUUUGACAUCUCGGUCGAGGCUGCGCGGGUGACGAGGGCUUUGGGCGCUUGCCCGACUGCCAGCUAG